AGUAUAUUCUUGCAGCACAUAACAGUACUUGUUUCUCAGACAUAAGUUUUUAUAUUAUGAGCACUCUUGGCAAGUUGGCCUAUUUCAUUUAGGUCCAGCCUAGUUAUAUGCCUGUGCUAAAUAAAAAGGUUGCUCUAGAAUGGCCUAUCUAGUGGUUGCUGUGUAAAGACAUGUUAUCUUAGCUGUAUAGUCAUUUAAAAUAUUGAUCUAGAAGAACUUAGUGCAUGGGAAAAUGUUCAGUUUAUAAAAUAGAGGAAAAAGUAGUUAUCAAACUUCAUGUCGAAAAUCUUAGCUUUGUAAAGAACUGUUAAGUAUAGAGGAUGUACACUCGGACCUGAUGAGAAGUCAUCAUAGAUGAGCGUAUAGGUGAUUUUUACUUUCUUCUUUGUGCUUUUAUGCAUUUUCUAAACUUUCUAAAGUGAAAGUCUUGUAUUAACUUUUCCAGCUUGUUUUUUGGAGAGAAGUAUUGUGAAAAUAGUUACAAAUCUCUUUUUACCCUGACAUCCCCCCAAGCCCGAAAAAGAAGCAACUAACAAAACACUGUGAUAAUAAGGAUUAUUCAGUAUGCAGUUUGCAGGAUAUCCAUGACGACAUUGAAAAUGAAUUUUUUGUAUUCACCAGAUAUUCUUAUAUGAGAAGAUCUAUUUUAAACAGUCUAAAUAUUUUUUCUUCUGUUGGACCAGCAUGGCAGGAUUUAAGCGAGGGUAUGAUGGAAAGAUUGCUGGAUUAUAUGAUCUGGAUAAAACCUUGGGUCGAGGCCAUUUUGCCGUGGUUAAACUUGCCAGGCAUGUCUUUACGGGUGAAAAGGUGGCAGUAAAAGUUAUUGACAAGACAAAACUGGACACUCUAGCUACUGGUCAUCUUUUCCAGGAAGUGAGAUGCAUGAAACUAGUGCAGCAUCCUAACAUCGUCCGCCUUUAUGAAGUUAUUGACACCCAGACCAAACUAUAUCUUAUUCUAGAACUUGGGGAUGGAGGAGAUAUGUUUGAUUAUAUAAUGAAACAUGAGGAGGGUCUUAAUGAAGACUUGGCCAAGAAGUAUUUUGCUCAGAUAGUUCAUGCUAUAUCUUAUUGCCAUAAACUCCAUGUGGUUCACAGAGACUUAAAACCAGAGAAUGUAGUCUUCUUUGAAAAACAAGGUCUUGUAAAGUUGACAGACUUUGGGUUCAGCAACAAAUUUCAACCAGGGAAGAAGCUCACUACAAGCUGUGGAUCUCUUGCAUAUUCCGCUCCAGAAAUUCUGCUUGGUGAUGAGUAUGAUGCACCUGCAGUAGAUAUUUGGAGUCUGGGAGUGAUCCUUUUCAUGUUGGUGUGUGGGCAGCCGCCCUUUCAAGAAGCCAAUGACAGUGAAACACUGACAAUGAUCAUGGAUUGCAAAUAUACAGUACCAUCCCAUGUGUCUAAAGAGUGUAAAGACCUAAUCACACGGAUGCUACAGAGAGAUCCCAAGAGAAGGGCUUCUUUAGAAGAGAUUGAAAAUCAUCCUUGGCUUCAGGGAGUGGACCCUUCACCAGCUACAAAGUAUAACAUUCCCCUUGUGUCAUACAAAAAUCUCUCGGAAGAGGAGCACAACAGCAUCAUUCAGCGCAUGGUGCUUGGGGACAUAGCGGAUCGAGACGCCAUUGUAGAAGCCCUGGAAACCAACAGGUAUAACCAUAUCACAGCCACAUACUUCCUGCUGGCUGAAAGGAUCCUGAGAGAAAAGCAAGAGAAAGAAAUACAGACCAGAUCUGCAAGCCCGAGCAAUAUCAAGGCCCAGUUUAGGCAGUCAUGGCCAACCAAAAUUGAUGUACCCCAGGACCUUGAGGAUGACCUCACGGCCACUCCUUUGUCCCACGCGACUGUCCCUCAGUCUCCUGCUCGGGCUGCUGACAGUGUCCUCAAUGGCCACAGGAGCAAAGGCCUGUGUGACUCAGCUAAGAAAGAUGACCUCCCUGAGUUGGCUGGACCAGCACUCUCUACGGUGCCACCCGCAAGCUUAAAACCCACAGCCAGUGGGCGGAAGUGUCUGUUCAGGGUGGAAGAAGAUGAAGAGGAAGAUGAGGAGGACAAGAAACCCAUGUCCCUCUCAACACAAGUGGUUUUGCGCCGGAAGCCAUCUGUAACCAACCGCCUGACAUCCAGGAAGAGUGCGCCCGUCCUCAACCAGAUCUUUGAGGAAGGGGAAUCUGACGAUGAGUUUGACAUGGAUGAGAAUCUGCCUCCCAAGUUGAGCAGGUUAAAGAUGAAUAUAGCUUCUCCAGGUACAGUUCACAAACGCUACCACCGGAGGAAAAGUCAGGGCCGGGGCUCCAGCUGCAGUAGUUCGGAGACCAGUGAUGAUGAUUCUGAAAGCCGGCGGCGGCUCGAUAAAGAUAGCGGGUUCACCUACUCCUGGCACCGACGGGAUAGCAGCGAGGGGCCCCCUGGCAGUGAGGGGGAUGGCGGGGGCCAGAGCAAGCCAAGCAAUGCCAGUGGAGGGGUGGACAAGGCCAGCCCCAGUGAGAACAAUGCUGGUGGGGGCAGUCCCUCCAGCGGCUCGGGUGGCAACCCCACCAAUACAUCGGGUACCACACGCCGCUGUGCCGGCCCCAGCAACUCCAUGCAGCUGGCCUCUCGCAGUGCUGGGGAGCUCGUUGAGAGCCUCAAACUCAUGAGCCUCUGCCUCGGCUCCCAGCUUCAUGGGAGCACCAAGUACAUUAUUGAUCCACAGAAUGGCUUGUCAUUUUCCAGUGUGAAAGUCCAAGAGAAAUCUACGUGGAAAAUGUGCAUUAGCUCCACAGGGAAUGCAGGGCAGGUCCCUGCAGUGGGCGGCAUAAAGUUUUUCUCUGACCACAUGGCAGAUACCACCACUGAAUUGGAACGGAUAAAGAGCAAGAACCUGAAAAAUAACGUGCUGCAGCUACCUCUGUGCGAAAAGACCAUCUCUGUGAACAUCCAGCGGAACCCUAAGGAGGGGCUGCUGUGCGCAUCCAGCCCAGCCAGCUGUUGCCAUGUCAUCUGACUGUGGCCCCAUCUGGCCGCUAGCACGCUUCCUGCUCAGAGCAGUGAAGACCGGCUCACUUCACUGUUCCAUUUGGUUUUACUAUUUUAAAGUGGGCGUUAGGAGCAAUUAUUUAUUACCUUUCCAUUUGUUCGCCUGAUGAUGUGACAAUGCAUGGUCUUUGUGCAUGCUGCUAGACACUUUUCUUUCCCAGCCGAAAAGCCUAUUAUGUAAUUUUUACAUUCAUAAUUUUAAUGUGGAUGAUCAGGAUUAAAUCAAGAUAUAUAUCUGGAACCUCUUAUAAAUGGAGCACUUAGAAAUUUGUUGUUCUGCACUUAACCUAGAGAGAGAAAAAAUGCUUUUCUUUGUGAAAAAUCUGAAUUCCUGUCCUGACCUUCUGUGAUGUGGAAACCCUAGGCUCUGAGACACACUCUCUGGUGUCUGAGACAGAACCAAAGCAAUAACGUUGUGAUGCCCACAGGCCUGGAGCCAGCUAGCGACCUUGUGCCGCCCAGCUGUCCAUGGCCCGUGCAGAGCAGAGGACAGUGAGUGUCUGCACUGAGAACCUUAAACCACAGUUGAACAUACCCACACCUGUUUGUCUUAAGCUAUAGUGUAAAAACAAAGUUUGGGCUCUGAAAAUUUAACUGAAAAAGAUUUCCUUGUUUUUGUAAUAGGUGAGAUAAAGUACUUAGAUUUAUAAGGCAGCUUCCCCUGUAGUGAUAAAUUACAAGCAGACAAUCUUAUUUUGUAAUGUGAUGAAGUGAUGAUGUCUUAACUCUACUUAGAGAGUGUAUGUCUGUCUAACAGAACAAAAAGAUGCUCUGUGUAAAUUCCUUCCUGUAGGGCACACUGCAGGAUUUCCAUGUAGAUAGAAGAACUAUAGGGCCUAGUACAGAAGGUGCACACAAAUGUUGGCAAAGUCAAAACCCCAUGAAUUAAAACCUACUGGAAUUUGGUUUUUAGGAGUUUGGUAAUUAGAUUAUCUCUUUUGUUAUUUUCAUUCAGUUAUAUCCUUUGGCUCAGCUAGCUUUGAAAUUGGCUGAUGAAAAAAUAUACAUAAAAGGGUAAAAUUCACACAUACAGCAAACAAAAAUGCACAAAGCCUGCUUCGUAACUUUUUUUUCUGGAAUUGUUUUUCACUUUGCCUUUUUCUGCCAAAACAAUAAUCAAAGAACUCUUGCUUUAACCUAUUCCUGUACAAAGACUGUUUUUGACCAGAUAAUCAUCUGUUGUGGCAUUCUAUCUUGUAGGACACUGUAUAUUGCAAAUUGCUGAUUAUGGAAGGGGCCAGUUGCUGUUUUUUCAUGCAGUGCCCUGGGAGUCUUAAAAGCAGUGCUUAGCAACAUUGGUGAUAGCAUGUGGCUGGGACCCAGGGCCCUUCCCCACUCUUCAGCCCCGAGUCAUGUGUCUGAGGUGACGGACUGAGACGCAUCUGGUCCUGUAAUUCAGAGAGUGGGCACAUCACCAAAGAACUGCAUUGCUGUGGUCACUGUUUCUUCAAGUACACACUGACUCUGCUACUUUAGGAUAAAUAUAUUUUACUCAGAACUCUGAAUUUCACAGUAUACUUACUAAACUAAGUAAAAAUGAUACUUAAAAUACUUAUUUUACUUUCUAGACCUAGGCUAGAUGUUUUAAGCUACAGCUCUAGUUCAUUGUGAUAUUUAUAAUUUGAAAGCUAUGAGAAUAGAUGUGUGGGUGAAGCCAUAGAACAUAUUUGCUUGAAAUUCUUGAGCAGGGAUCUUAUAAAGGGCCAGAAAUAAGAUGUGUGGUUCACAUAGAUAGUGAGCGUAACAUCUGUAUUAAACAUAGGAGAGAAGUUUAUAAAGGGCAUUGGCAAUAAACUCUUUGUUGCAGCUGUUUUCCAAGCAGUGUAAAUACUUUUUCCUGUGAUUAUGUAUAGCCUUGGAAUGGCACCUUUUAACUAACCCAUAUGUGUUUGGUUUCAAUGGUUUUUUAUAUUCAGAUGUAUAUAUGGUGCUCACUUUAGGAUCAGCAGUGUUGACCAUUUAUGCUGCAUAGCUGUAUUAUAGCCUUAUUAGUUGUGUGGUUGACCCUUGGGGUAUACAAAUGUCAGUCUGAGUGGUGUCUUACUCCUUUGUUUAUAAGUGAAUGAUUGUGCAUGUUUUGUAUGUCAUAGUAUGUCGUCACAUAAAAGGGAGGGAGCGAAAAACCAUUACAUUAAGAUAAUAUUGGACCAAACUACUUACUUGCUCUAAACAGUUACUUGUACCCCUUAACCUGUCUUCAAAAGUUGCAUAUAGUUACAGUAGUGUAUAAAUUAAAUAUUGUGGAAAAACAGUCUUGUAUUUUUCUGUAUGUGUGUAUAUAUAUAUAAUUAUGUACUUCUGGCAAUUCUAUCUGUAUUUAAAGAUGUGACAAUCUUGACACCAAUUUUAAGAAUAGCUGUGAGACCGAAUUAAAGAUAAUCCCUACCAAGUGAAAAUUGAUGUGUGUUAAGAGGGUACAGAAUUAUCAACUGAUUUGGUCAGUUGCUUCCAAUGCUGGUUGAUUUCCCUCAUUGUGUAAACAUUGACAGGUAUGUGACAAAUGGGAAAAAAAAUCCAAAUAAUAAAGUGACAUAUUGGUGUUCAGCAAUAUAAA
Homo sapiens (human) is the source of this 5568-nucleotide messenger RNA. It is a transcript of the gene SNRK, whose product is annotated as SNF related kinase. The record is from RefSeq and is a predicted model, not a curated record. The transcript is spliced from 7 exons. Gene Ontology annotation, molecular function: magnesium ion binding; protein serine kinase activity; protein kinase activity. Bases 685 to 2982 code for a protein of 765 amino acids. Lineage: Eukaryota; Metazoa; Chordata; Mammalia; Primates; Hominidae. Gene Ontology annotation, cellular component: nucleus.